Centropristis striata (black sea bass) is the source of this 3513-nucleotide messenger RNA. Its product is annotated as E3 ubiquitin-protein ligase RNF26-like. NCBI's taxonomy places the organism in Eukaryota, Metazoa, Chordata, Actinopteri, Perciformes, Serranidae. Gene Ontology annotation, molecular function: ubiquitin protein ligase activity. Gene Ontology annotation, biological process: ubiquitin-dependent protein catabolic process; protein ubiquitination. The transcript is spliced from 2 exons. The record is from RefSeq and is a predicted model, not a curated record. Bases 108 to 1373 code for a protein of 421 amino acids.
AAGAAGGAGCUAAUGGUAACAUGCUAACAGCAUCAUGGCUAAUACUUGUAUUUUUCUCCAGACGUCCCGGUGAUUAAACGUGUCCUCGCCAUGUGUCCACGUCUGAGAUGGACGGAGUGAACACCGUGGUGUCUGUCGCCGUGGGGAGAUGUGUGGACGCCGGCGGCCUGCUGCUCGACCUGCUGGUCAGGACGUACGGCUGGCUGCUCCGCCUCCUGUCCGGCGUGGGCGGCUCCCUGCACGCCGCGCUGGUCGCCCUGAGCGGCUCCGGCCUGGUCGAAUACUGGAACUGCGCCGUUUUCUGCUUCCUCUCCGCCACCGAGGCCGUGUCCCGGGCGGCCUGCGGAGCGCUACACGUGGCGGAGAGCUGGCUGCAGGCGCUGGGCGGCGUGUUGGAGAGCUUUAAGAUGGUGGGGCACCUCUCCUGCCACAUGGCGUGGCGCGCCAAGGAGCUGCUGCACGGCUGGCUGGCGUCCGCGAGCUGCAUCCUUCGGCAGACGUGCGAGGGCGUCUGCAUCGCGCUCAGCCUGGCGCUCUACUUCGUCAACACGGUGGUCAACAUCGUCCUCAUCGGCACGCAGAACUGCGUGUCCGUGUUGGCGGGCGCGUGGGAGGCGCUGGCGAGCCCGGUGCACCGCGUGGCGGAGCUGGCUCUGACUCUGCUCACCUUCCUGUACAGCUGUCUGGUCGGCGCCUCCGUGCUGCUGUGGGCGCCGUGCCAGCUGCUGCUGGACAUCCUGGGAGCGGCGGGCCGCGUGUUCGUCACCGUUUUCACGGUGGACUCGCACGCCGUGCUCCUCGCAGCCGCCGCCGCCAUCCUGUCACUGGCUCUGCUGCUACUUAACCGCAGGCUGCCUGUCCUCGCCGCGCAGCUCGGCCUCAACCGUUUGGUUGCCGGGGCGCGGCGCGUCCAGACGAACACCCUUGGGCUGGACGCCGCUCUGCCGGAGAAUGCCCCGCCCAAUCAGGAGGUCGACGCCGGGGCACCACAGGAAGUGACGGACCCCGGCGCUUUGAUCGCCGAAGCCGACCUGCUGCCGGCCAAUGAAUCGAACCCGGCAGGCGCCGCGCAGCAGGUGGACGGCGAGGCUGCGACAACCUCCACUCCGGAGGGUGGUGGUGGCGGUGGUGGCGGUGGCGGUGGCGCCGCGCUGACGGACGGCGAGCUGCUCAGCCUGCUGAAGGAGCAGGAGGAGAGGAAGAAGUGCGUCAUCUGUCAGGACCGGAGCAAGACGGUGCUGCUGCUGCCGUGCCGCCACCUCUGCCUCUGCCGCCACUGCGCCGACAUCCUGACCCAGCGGCGGCCGGCGCCGCAGCGCUGCUGCCCGCUCUGCCGCCGGCCCAUCACGCAGACGAUGGACGUGUUCCUCUGACGCCAUUACCGGACACUUUCAUUUAUUCUUUGGGUAACACUUUACAAUAACCAACUACGUGAUGUUUAUAGACCGAUUAUUAACCAUUUACAAAGUGAAUGGAAAGUCAUAAUUAUGACGUUAAAAAGUUCGAAAUGAUGAGAUGAAAAGUAAUAAUUAUCAGAUGAAAAGUCAUAAUUAGGAGAUAAAAGUUGAAGUUAUGAGAUAAAAAGUCAUAAUUUUGAGAAAUUAUGAAAUAAAAAGUCAAAAUUACAACAUAAAAAGUCAUAGAUAAAAGUCAUAAUUUUGAGAUAAAAAGUAGAAUUUAUGAGGUUAAAAGUCAAAAUUAUGAGAUAAAAAGUCAAAAUGAUGAGAUAAAAAGUGGAAAUGAUGAGAUAAAAGUCAUAAUUAUGAGAUGAAAAGUUGAAAAUAUGAAUUAUAUAAUUAAUUAAAUAUUAUAUAAUUACUUUCGGCAGCCAUCCUCUGUUGAUAAAUUGCCCUGUUGAAUAUUAAUGUGUCCAGUUUUGUGAUAAACUCGCCAGCAGAGGUCAGUGUGAGUCAGAUAUGAACUGUUUAUGUUUGAUGACAUAUAAAUAUUUAAUCUUUAAAUGUUUUCAAACAAUUUCUUAAAGGUACAUGAAUCAUUUCAAAGUCAUUAACAUACUUUAUGUGGUGUUAAAAAUAUUAUAAUCAGUGCAACUAAAACUAUUGAUAAACUAUUAAUUAAAAUGUAAUUGUUCAUGCUAAAAUAAUUAUAAACUUACAUAAAUAUACCAUUUAUUUGUCAUUUAUAAAUGAUGAAGUUAGUUACACAUUAAUAAAUUAUGUAUUUAGUAUUCUAAAUGCCUAUAAACUGUUUAUAAAUGAUGAAUAAACAUUAAUAAACUAUCUGUUUACCAUUUAUAAAUGAUGGUUAUUGUAAAGUGUUACCAUUCUUUGUUCCUGAAGCUUCACUCUGAAACAUUUAUAUAUAUUUAUAUUUAUUUAUUUAAUGUUUGUUUGCCAAAAUGCCAAAAUUAAAGAGAAGCUCUUAAGUGUGAUGAUGAAUAUUAAUAUUAAAACCUGAAUAUUUGUGCCAAAGACUGAAGUUUCCUAAAAAAGUUUUGUUCUAUUAUUUAAUUUAUAUUUAUUUAAAGUAAAAUAAAAGUUGUCAACAUGUUAAAGACUGAACAUCUGAAUGUUUAUUAGUUUUAACACUUUGCUAAAACAUUGUUUAUUUCUCUUUAUAAAAACCUUAUUCCUUGAUUUUCUGCUUAUAAAUGCACAAAUGUUCUGAAUAAUUUAAAACUUUUAGACGCGAGACCGUCGUGACGUUUAUUGUGAUGAAUGUGAACAUUUUUAUAGUUUAUUAUUUAUUAAUUGUGUUCAGUGAAUAAACUUGCAGAAUAACUGAAAGAUUUCUUUGUUGUUGCUGUUUUCCUGCUAAGGACAGAAGCUGCUAAAAUCUAUAGUAGCAGUUAAUGAAUAAAUGUCCUUUUAAUGUAAUAAAAAGAUUAAAAUAAAUACAGUUAGGAAUUAAUUAUUUGAUAAAAUUACAAUGUUUAAUGAUUUUUCAUUUUCUUUAUUUACCUUUUGAAUUUAUUCCCAUUUUAUUAUUUACUUUUUUUCAAAACUUAAAUUUAAUGUGUAAUUUUUCUUCCUUUUAUUAAAUUAUCUACUUACAUUAUAUAUAUUUAAUGUAUAUAUUUAUUGCAUUUUUCUAAAUGUAUUUACUCAUUUUCAAAUUUCUAUAUUUUAUUUAUUAUUUUCCCAAACUGAUUUAUUCAUGCACUUUUUUUAAAAUUCAUGCAUCUUUUAAAUAAAGACAAUCAAUUUAGUUAUCAAGUCAAUUAUUUUUUAUUUAUUUUGGCAGGUUCUGCAUGAAUAUAAAAAGUGUUUUUUUGUUGUCUUUCUUGAAAAAUAACUGCCCUAACUUUUGCACAAGUUAUUUGUUCAUUUUCAGAAACAGACUACACAUCAUAUUUAACGUUAUUUUUUUCAUACGGUCACUCUGUAAAGAUAAUAAUAUUUUCACUGGAGCUGUUCUGUCUGUUCGCUCUGAUGUUUGUUAGCGUGACCGUUGUUGGAAUGAGGUUUGUUUGCAAACAAAGAAUCUUGUGCAUAUUAUUUUAUUCAAAUACACUAUAUGGACAAAAGUACAUAAAUAAAACUUUAAUAUGGA